Messenger RNA from Bicyclus anynana (squinting bush brown), 2009 nucleotides. RefSeq lists its product as uncharacterized. Gene Ontology annotation, biological process: transmembrane transport. Lineage: Eukaryota; Metazoa; Arthropoda; Insecta; Lepidoptera; Nymphalidae. The transcript is spliced from 2 exons. Gene Ontology annotation, molecular function: transmembrane transporter activity. The record is from RefSeq and is a predicted model, not a curated record. Gene Ontology annotation, cellular component: membrane. The coding region runs from base 7 to 1389 and encodes 460 amino acids.
GGCACUAUGACGAUAGCGUCGGCAUCAGUUGGUUUUGCAUAUGGCCAUGUAUCCGGACUGAUCCGGGCUCUGCAGAAGAAUGAAGACGGGAUCACACUCAACGAAGGUCAAAUAUCUGUUAUAGCCACCAGUAUGACAUUCUGCGUGGUCAUCGGCAUAUACCUCCUCGCUCUCUGCGGUGACAGAAUCGGUAGGAGAUGGAGUCUCAUUCUCCUUUCAACACCAAUGCUCUUGAGUUGGAUGCUUGUGUAUCUCGCUACUGGCUUCACAACUUUGAUGUUAUCGAGGAUUUUUGCUGGUACUUCAGCUGGUGGUUUAAUUGUAGUCAAUAUGAUCGGCGCAGCGGAGUAUACUUGUCCUAAUACAAGAGCUUUUUACCAGAGUAUUAUAUCUAUGGUUGCUUCAUCUUUGGGUAUAGGUAUUGGGCAUGUUUUAGGAGUAUUGUACCAUUGGAGAACGUUAGCUGUAUUUGGAAUGGUUGUUUCUACUAUCCAUAUAUGUCUGCCGUAUUUCUGUGUUGAAUCACCCCAAUGGUUGGCCUCUAAAGGAAGGUUUAAGGAAUGUGAGAUAGCUUUUAGGAAACUACAUGGGAUGCAGCAAAAAGCUGAAGACGAAUUGAGGUUAUUAAUAAAUAUGGAGGAUAAAAAAUUGAAAGUUGCCAGUGAAUUGAAAAUGAAUAAUGGUUGUAAGAAAAUGUUGGAUGCGUUGAAGAAGAAGUAUUUUUGGGGAUUAUUAUUGACGUAUUCUUUUGUAUAUAUUUAUUAUGCAGCUGCUGGUAAGGUUAUAUUUACGAAUUUAGCGACAGUUAUGCUGGAAGAAAUGACUGGCACGUCGGACAUUUUGUUGUUUACUUUAAUUGUUGAUGGAUUUAUAUUGAUAGGCACUUGUGCGUCUUGUGUUUUAAUUAAGAAAAUGUCUGUCCGUGUUUUGCUAUUUUCAUCAGGUUACAUAUCCAAUGGAGUGUUAUUAGUUUUGAGUGUUUCUAUGUAUUUUAAGAAUGACGAAAAGUAUUACCAAUGGAUUAAUGUUAUAUUACUGGCUUUGUACUUUAUAAUAGUGCAUGCUGGUCCGUAUCCAGUUAUGGAUGUUUUGCUGGGAGAACUUUUCCCAUUGGAUAUUAAAUUGUAUUGUUAUUUAUUAUGUAGUCCCAUGUUGUUAGCCACAGUUUGUGUGAGUAUUAUGAUUAUGCCAAUGAUUGUAAGUGCAAUAGGAUACCAUGGCCUGUUUCUAUUAAACUCUGUAGUAGUUUUCAUAUGUUUAGGAUAUUUCUGGGUCAAAAUGCCAGAGACAAAAGGUAAGACGUUGCAAGAAAUAGAAGUAUAUUUUAAGACGAAUGAGUUUAAUGUAGACAAAGUUGUUGUGGGUGAACAAAUAAAGUCUUUGGUGUGAUGUGUGUUUUAUUUGCAUUUUUUUGUGCGAAUGAGGACAUAGGGCGGACGAAGUCAUGAGCGUCCGCUAGUACAUAAUAUUCUGUGUAAGCUGUUAAGUUGUAUAUGUAUUACUAGCAGACGCCGCGCGGUUUCACCCGCGUGGUUUCCGUUCCUGUGGGAAUACGGGGAUAAUAUAUAGCCUAUAGCCUUCCUCGAUAAAUGGGCUAUCUAACACUGAAAGAUUUUUUUAAAUCGGACCAGUAGUUCCUGAGAUUAGCGCGUUCAAUCAAUCAAACAAACAAACAAGCACCUCAGCUUUAUAAUAUUAGUGUAGAUUUAAAAUUCCGGUUAUCAAUAUCGCAUUUGAAUAUAUUUAUAUAUCUAUUAAAACAAAAACACAAAAUCUUCCGCAUUUGUCAGUUUGUCUGUCUGUUCGUAAUAAACACAAAAACGGAUUUUCUGGAGGUAGAAUAAAUUAUUAGAAAUAUGGAUUAAGUUUUGAUAUAUAAUUUGUUAAGUAUUUCUAAUUACGUAAAUAUUAGAUUUAAUUUAUUUUAAAUAUAUAGAUCUAGUUAAUUUAUUUCAAUAUAUGCCUAAUUUUAUAGUUAUGUUGUACCUUUUGUGUAAUAAAUGUGUCUC